UUUGGUUGAAGAAUGUGUACCUAAUAGAUGCUGCUGAAUGCUGAUGGUGAGAGGAGAGUUUGCAAAAUCUAAUCUCUUGAGGCUAUUCUGAUAGGUCUCCCCUAACCCUCCAUUUCAGAGUCUGGUAAAAGCAGGGGCAUGGGUGAAAAUUCUUGAGGGAGGGGUCCAGAACUCAGCUGCUAGGUUAAUGGCUGAUGGAACUUGCUCAAGAGCUGGGCAAAGGUGAAAGAGCCCUGUCCUGCUCCCAAGCCCUUAUUUCUCUCUCUCCGCUUCGUUGACACUCCCACCCCCUCCCCGCGACAGUCAGUGCACUCCACCCACACUCUGACCUCUUUCUUUACUCAACUAUCCCGCGCAGCCAAGACACAAUCCAGCCAGGCAGCAUGAGCCGAUCACCUUUCCAUCCCGUUCCACUCCUAGCUGUGGGCUCGCAGGAUGCUCCUGCUCCCGUGCCACCACUGCUGCCCCCUCUCCAGAAUCCCUCCUCCCACUCAUGGGCCUCUCGGUGUGGGCCUUCCACCUGGGUCCUCAGCUGUCUUCUGGCUCUACAGCAUUUCCUGGUUCUGUCAUCUCUGCUCUCUGCCUCCCACCUGCUGCUGCUUCACAGCCUUCCCCCAGGGGGGCUCUCAUACUCACCUGCUCAGCUACUGGCUUCCAGUUUCUUUUCCUGUGGUGUGUCUACGGUCCUGCAAACUUGGAUGGGCAGCAGGCUGCCUCUAGUCCAGGCUCCAUCCUUAGAGUUCCUUAUCCCUGCACUGGUGCUGACAAACCAGAAGCCAUCGCUGACUACCAAGACCCCUGGAAACGGUGAGCACAGAGCCAAACUUUCAGCCUCCCUCUCACUGCAUCUGUGUAGUUUGUCAAGCUGCCAUGGCCUGGAGCUCUGGAACACUUCUCUCCGAGAGGUGUCAGGGGCAGUGGUGGUAUCCGGGCUGCUGCAGGGCACAAUAGGACUUCUAGGGUUGCCUGGCCGUGUUUUUCCCUACUGUGGACCACUGGUGCUGGCACCCAGCCUGGUUGUAGCAGGGCUCUCUGCCCACAAGGAGGUGGCCCAGUUCUGUUCUGCUCACUGGGGCCUGGCCUUGCUACUCAUCCUGCUCAUGGUGAUCUGUUCUCAGCACUUGGGCUCCUGCCGGGUACCCUUGUGCUCCUGGAGGCCAGCUUCAACUUCUUCAACUCACAUUUAUAUUCCUGUCUUCCGACUCCUUUCGGUGCUUACCCCUGUGGCCUGUGUGUGGAUCAUCUCUGCCCUUCUGGGUCUGAAUGUUAUCCCCCUACAGCUGUCUGAUCCCACUGAGGCACCAUGGUUUUGGCUGCCUCACCCAGGUGAGUGGGAUUGGCCCUUAUUGACACCCAGGGCCCUGGCUGCAGGCAUCUCCAUGGCUUUGGCAGCCUCCACCAGUUCCUUGGGUUGCUAUGCCCUGUGUGGCCAGCUGUUGCAUUUGUCUCCUCCACCACCACAUGCCUGCAGUCGAGGGCUGAGCCUGGAGGGGCUGGGCAGUGUGCUGGCAGGGCUGCUGGGGAGCCCCCUGGGCACUGCAUCCAGCUUCCCUAACGUAGGCACAGUGAGUCUUUUCCAGACUGGUUCGCGGCAAGUAGCCCACCUGGUGGGGCUAUUCUGCGUGGGUCUUGGGCUCUCCCCAAGGCUGGCUCAGUUAUUCAUCAACAUCCCACUGCCCGUGCUUGGUGGGGUACUGGGAGUGACCCAGGCUGUAGUUCUGUCUGCUGGCUUCUCCAGCUUCCACCUGGCUGACAUUGACUCUGGGCGAAAUGUCUUCAUCGUGGGCUUCUCCAUCUUUAUGGCCUUGCUUCUGCCAAGGUGGCUCUGGGAAGCCCCAGAGUUCAACACAGGCUGGAGCCCCUUGGAUAUGUUCCUUCGUUCUUUGCUGGCAGAACCCAUUUUUCUAGCGGGUCUUUUGGGCUUUCUUCUAGAAAACACCAUUUCUGGUACACGGAUUGAGCGAGGCCUAGGUCAACGGCUGCCAACUUCUUUCACUGCCCAAGAAACUCAGAAGUCCAGGGAGAGGGCUGCUCAAGAGUAUGGGCUUCCGUUACCCAUCACAAACCUGUGUUCCCACAUCCCACAGCCUCUCCAUUGCCUCUGUCCAAUGCCUGAAGACUCUGAGGAUGAGGAAGGAGGGCCCUCUAAAACAGGAGAGAUGGCCGACUUGUUGCCUAACUCUGAGGAGUCAUGCCCUGCAGCUAGCAGAGAAGCGGUUAGGUCCCAGUAAUUACCUUGAGCACCGUUUUUGUCUUCAUCAGUCUAGCAGUAACUCCCAGUUUGCUGGAGUCUCACCUGCGAGGCAAUACUUUCUCCCAGUGAGAAGGUGUUUGUGGCCCUUCUAGAUGCGCCCUUUCCCAAUAGAAUGGGAUGCCUUUCCUUCUCUUAGGCUAACGUGUU
This is a messenger RNA of Microtus oregoni (creeping vole), 2401 nucleotides long. RefSeq names its product solute carrier family 23 member 3 (gene Slc23a3). The transcript has 12 exons. Gene Ontology annotation, cellular component: membrane. Gene Ontology annotation, molecular function: transmembrane transporter activity. The coding region runs from base 384 to 2231 and encodes 615 amino acids. The record is from RefSeq and is a predicted model, not a curated record. Lineage: Eukaryota; Metazoa; Chordata; Mammalia; Rodentia; Cricetidae. Gene Ontology annotation, biological process: transmembrane transport.